Molecule: messenger RNA, 4269 nt
Organism: Closterium sp. Naga37s-1
Lineage: Eukaryota; Viridiplantae; Streptophyta; Zygnematophyceae; Desmidiales; Closteriaceae
Source: the annotation of a GenBank genome assembly
AUGGCGGAUUUCGAUACAGAUUCUCGGCAUCCGCGCCCACCGCAGCUUGCGCGGGAUGUGCAGAGCGUACACGAUGCCACGUCAUCAUCCGGUGGCGUGACAUGGCAGGCGCUGUCCCCACCCUCCUCGUCCUCGUGGUGGCGGAAUUUCUUAAAAGCAGCCGUCCACGUCAAGAUCCCCUCCACCGCUGACGUGGCAGGUCUAGCUGGCAGCAGCGCCGUUUCCACGCCUCCCGCCGCUGCAAGCACCAGCACCAGCGCGAGCGGCAUGCGCGGCGCCACCAGCGGCGGUGGCGGCGGCAGCAGCGGCAGCGCGGGUUUGAGGGUAAUUCACGCUUUCGAGCCCGUGAGCAUUGGAAGUACCGAGAGCAACCCGCUUCUGGCGGAAAUCUACCCAAUCCGCGAGGCGGAUGAGAAAGACGGCGCAGGGAAGGAAGGAGGAGUAAGCAUCGACCAUCCCACCCAUGCAAAUAGUGUCGACCAAUCAGCAUCCGCCCAGGAAUCGGCAUUCCCUAUGCCGCCACCUCCCAAGCCCCCGGCGCUCACGCGCUCUCUCUCCCUCCUCGACCUCAUCCUCCUCGGCAUCGGCGCUUCCAUUGGCUCAGGCAUCUUCGUCGUGACAGGUGUCGCCGCGCGAUUGGCCGGGCCGGCCGUGUCCCUGUCUUUUCUCCUAGCUGGCCUGGCUUCUCUCCUAAACGCGCUCUGCUACGCGGACCUUGCCGCUCGCUUCCCCGGGCGGGUCGGCGGCGCGUACCUCUACGCGCACGCGUGCCUCGGGCAGCUCGCGUCGUUUGUCCUGUUCUGCCACUUGGUGCUGGACUACCACGUGGGGGCGGCGGCGAUCGCCAGGAGCCUGGCGAGUUAUUUGGCGUCUCUGGUGGAGGUGGCAUCUGGAACAGGGCUACCCGGCGUGCUCGCAACAGGAGGCCUGCCUGUGUCCAUCCCCUUGCCAUUCCUCUCCCCGUCGUGGCUCCUCUGGUGGUUCUGCCAUUUGUGGUCAGGAGGAGAAAAUGGGGGAGAGCAAGUCGGGGGGAAUCAGGGGUGGGGAGCAGGAGCAGGAGCAGUUUCCUUUUUCCACCCCACCGCAUUCCCUUCUCUAUCUUCUUCCCAUUCUCCUCCUUCUCCUCCUCUUCUCCCCCCUCCCCCGUUCCCAUCGCUCCCCUCCCCACCGCCACCCGUACCAACACUGGAUCUCUCGAUCAAUCUCGUCGCGCCAGCUGUCCUGCUGCUCAUCACGUGGCUGCUGUGCCGGGGCGUGCGGGAGACAUCGCGGGUAAACGACGUGAUGACGUCGGUCAAGGUGGCCAUAGUGGUGCUGGUGGUGGCUGUGGGUGCCGGGCAUGCGAUGCUAUCAGCCUCUUCGCUCGUCUUCUUCUCCUACAUCGGCUUCGAUGCCGUGGCCAACACAGCAGAGGAGUCCCUCCAUCCCCGCCGCGACGUGCCCCGCGGCCUCCUCCUCGCCCUCGCCGCCUGCUCCCUCCUCUACAUCUCCGUCUCCCUCGUCCUCACCGGCAUGGUCCCGUACACCCUCCUCGACCCCGCUGCACCGCUCUCCACCGCUUUCGCCUCCCUCGGGCUGCGUUUCAUGGAGAGAAUUAUCGACGUGGGGGCUGUAGUGGGGCUGACAACUACUCUCUUGACCGGAUUGUAUGUGCAGUCUCGCAUGUAUCUGGCGUUGGCGAGGGAUGGGAUGCUGCCUGUGUGGUUUUUGCAAGUGAAUGCGGGGAGCCAUGUGCCGGUGCAUGCGCAGUGGUGGGUGGGGGGAGUGGCGGCGGCAAUGGCGGCAGUGUUUGACGUGGGGAGGCUGUCGCAUAUUCUGUCGGUGGGCGUGUUAUUGAGCUACUCUAUAGUGUGUAUGUGCGUGCUGGCGCUAAGGGUUGAGUCGUACCGUGGAGGGGGGAGUGGCUGUGUUGGAGUGGGGGAGGAAGGGGAAGAGCGAUUGGAUGAUGCACUUUUGGCACAAGAGGGUCUGGGCUGGAAGUCAUGGAAGCGGCGCUGGUUCCUCCUCACGCGCUCCUCCCUCAUCUUCUUCAAGCACGAGCCAAGGGGUCGCAUUGACAUCUCAACUGCGAUCGGAGGCAUCGAGUUCAACAACGCCGGCAAGGUGCACAUCAAGCCAGACAAGAAGCAGCUCUCCCUCACUUUCCCGGACGGCCAUGCAUUCACCUUCAAGACGGACACACUGGAGGACCUGGAGGAGUGGAGGGACGCGCUAGAGGAUGCCAUCUCCAAGGCUCCUCCGCCCUCUGUCAUGAUGGGUCUGCCCCGUGACACGCUCUUUAGAGGAGAUGGGCUCGACAUUGGUGACAACGACGGGCCCCCAGGACCAGGCAAAGAGCGGCGGCUGCGAUCCAUGCUGCUGUGCCGCCCCUUCUCCCUCGCACUGGAGGACGUCAACGGCUCGCCCUCCUUCCUCGAGAAGGCGCUGCAGUUCAUCGAGGUCCACGGAGUGAAGCUGGAGGGCAUUCUGCGAGCAGCGGCGGAUGUGGAGCAGGUGGAGAGGCGUUUGAAGGAGUACGAGGAGGGGCACACGGAGUUUGAGGAUGGGGAGAACCCACACGUUGUGGGCGACUGUGUCAAGCUUGUCCUGCGGGAGUUGCCAACGUCGCCUGUGCUCCCAUAUGCCUGCACCGCCCUCGAACAAGCCUUUCAGCUGGACGAGGCGGAGGCGAAGCUAGAGGCAGUGCGCACUGCCAUGCUCAACCUGCCCGAGCCCAACCGACGCCUGCUGCACCGUGUGCUGCAGACCAUGAUCGCUAUAACCAACAACGAGUCGAUCAACAGGAUGAACGCCUCCGCCGUCGCAGCCUGCAUGGCGCCGCUUCUCUUCCGCCCUCUUUUCAGUGGGGAACUUCAAGCAUCGUCCAAGGGCGAUGACGAUGGGGAGGACGGGGCUGCUGCGGCAGCGGCUCAGAUCAUGGCUCUCACCAUGGCAGCCAACCAGGCUCAGACCAUGACGAUUUACCUCAUGGAGAACAUUGACAAGGUGUUCGUGGGCGAGGCUCUAGGCCGUGGGCUCGCAAGGGGAGUGUACAGCGGGGCGGCGUGGGAUGAUGAAGAUGACGAGGAGGGCGAGCUGGUGGAUGAUGAUGACGUGGACGAGGACAACGAUGACGAGGACAGCGGCGCCCAGGUGGCGGUGCUGGAGGCGUCGCGUCAGGAGCUGCGCGCGUCGCUGGCAAAGGAAGUGCGGGCGAACGAGAUGCUUAAAGAGAGUCUGGUGCAGCGCCGCAAAACCCUUCAGGAGCUGAAGAACGCUCUUCAGAGAGACGCGUCUCAGUUGCGGCUGGACCUGCAGGAGCAGAGGGAGCUGUAUGCACGCAUGCAGACAGGCAUCAAGGGGCCUGUGCCCGAGAUAGAGCUCGAACCAGAGCUGAAAGCUGAGCUGAAGGAAAUAGAGUCGCUGGAGAAAUCAGUGGCUCUCCUCCGCACAGAAACCGAGACUCUUCAGCGGGAGCUGCUGCACGUGACGCACAAGCAGCAGCAGCUGGAGCAGCAGCAGAAGCAGCAGCAGCUGGCGGGAGGGGCAGCAGGCGGGGGAGUGGGAGGAGCGCCCCUGACAGGGGCGAGUGCGGAGCAGCGGCAGCGGAUUGAGGCGCUGCGGUCGCUGCGGGCGCAGCUGAAACAGGAGCUUGAUAGGACCAUGGCCAUGUGCCUGGAAGAGCAGCAGAAGAACGCCGAGCUGGAGGAGAGGCGGCGGCAAGACGACCCAGUGGCGUUGGAGCAAGCAGUUAUGCGACAGAAGGCAGCCGUGCAGCAGGCGCAGGCUGCCUUUGAGGCUGAAAUGGCGAGGGGUAAGGAGUUGAGGCGCAAGCUUCAGCUGGCCCAGCAGAGGGCUGCUGCUGCCGCCCUUGCCAGUGCCAACGCCGCCACCGCUGCUGCAGCCACGGCCAGCACCGCAGGCUCGGGAGGCUCCGGCUCAACUGAACCUGCCGCCCAGGCCGGGCAGCCAGGCUCGGGCGAGGCUGACGCCCGAUCCGCACCUGAUGGGGAGGCUCGUCCGACAGGUCCGUCUGCCGCAGCUGCAGCAGCGGCAGCAGCAGCGGUGGCUGCAGCAGGGGGGGCUGGUGAGCCUCCCUCAGCAGCGGCUGCUGCUGCUGCCUUUGCUGAGCUGACUGCCAGGCUGGAAGAAUUCAAGAGGCAGCGGGCUGUGCUGAUUCAGCGCCUCGCUGCGCUGUCCAAUGAGACGGUGCCAGGUGGCCCACAGGGAAUGGCUGGGGCUGGAGGACCUAGGGUUCCCCAGUUGUCAAGAGAUAUCCCAAGUCACUGA